Conger conger (European conger) is the source of this 2711-nucleotide messenger RNA. RefSeq names its product equilibrative nucleoside transporter 4-like. The transcript is spliced from 11 exons. The coding region runs from base 519 to 2099 and encodes 526 amino acids. Gene Ontology annotation, biological process: nucleoside transmembrane transport. Gene Ontology annotation, molecular function: monoamine transmembrane transporter activity; nucleoside transmembrane transporter activity. The record is from RefSeq and is a predicted model, not a curated record. Gene Ontology annotation, cellular component: plasma membrane. Lineage: Eukaryota; Metazoa; Chordata; Actinopteri; Anguilliformes; Congridae.
ACAAAAGUGUGUGUCAUGUAGAUACGGAGCGCAAUUAGCCGAUUGUUGCAAAAAGGACGUUGAUUCCCGAUAAACCAGUAACGCAUAAACCAAUUUGGACGGUCCAGGUAGCUAAAACACAACGAUAGCCCAACUAUCAAAUUGUAACACAAGGUUGCAAUGUACCUUAAGGAGUGCCCUUUAAAUUCCCAAUACCUACUCGGUAAUGGUGCCGUGAGUUUCAUUUGUGAAAAAGGCUCCUAGGGAGGGCGGAACGGAGAGCUAAAGGCUUUCCUCAGUUGGACCUUGCGAGAAGAGCGACGUAUUUGCAGCUGGAGACCAGAGUGAUGGAUAGAGCUCGCGUUGAAACCGAAAGAUGGCAAAUACACCAAAUCCGAGGAUUUUACUUUUAACAGAGUAAAUAUACUACACACACACACGCCAGUUUACUCGCCGGUAAAAACGAGCCCUUCCUCCGCUCGCCGGCGUCCUGACGUGACCUCCCCCUGGGCGGCGAGCACCGGCCGGCCAAAGCGAGCAUGUGCUCGACGGGGCUGGAGAGGAGGAGGCAGCCCACGCCCUCGCAGACCCCCGAGGGGAACGUGGUGAUGAGCUUCAGCUUCGAGAGCUACCAGCUGGAGGACGAGGAGGGUCAGGCCAAGGACGCCCCGGACAAGGGCGUCCUGACCUUCACCGAGCCAGCCUUUGAAGAGCCAUUGCCCGACGACCGUUACCAUGGGAUCUACUUUGCUAUGCUGCUUGCUGGAGUGGGCUUCCUGCUGCCUUACAACAGCUUCAUCACUGACGUUGACUAUUUACAUCACAAAUUCCAAGGAACCUCCAUUGUGUUUGACAUGAGCCUGACCUACAUCCUGGUGGCCCUGGUGGCCGUGGUGCUGAACAACGCCCUGGUGGAGAUGCUCAGCCUGCACACCCGGAUCACUGCAGGUUACCUCUUCGCCCUGGGGCCCUUGCUGUUUGUUGGCAUCUGCGACAUCUGGCUUGAGAAGUUCACCACCAGGCAGUCAUACGUCGUCAACCUGAUGGCCGUGGGGAUUGUGGCAUUUGGAUGUACAGUUCAGCAGUCCAGUUUCUAUGGUUACAUGGGGAUGCUUCCAAAGAGGUACACACAAGGCGUCAUGACUGGAGAGAGCACGGCCGGCGUGAUAAUAUCGCUGAGCCGCAUCUUCACCAAGCUGCUGAUCAAGAACGAGAGGAAGAACACCAUCAUCUUCUUCCUCAUCUCCAUCGGCCUGGAGCUCAUGUGCUUCGUGCUGCACCUGCUGGUGCGCCGGACGCGGUUCGUGCGCCACUACACCAGCCUCGCCCGCCAGGGCCUGACCGAGGUCAAGGGUCACGCAGACGCUGGCACCGGCACCAGAUACCGAGUCCACCACGACGCCGUCACAGAGGAAGUAAGAUUUGAUAAUGGUGCCAUGGGUGUUUCCCCCACUGAAGGUGGUGGGAUAGAGGCCGAGCUUGCAGGCAGUGGUACAUAUGUGAGAUUCGAUGUCCCCAAUCCAAAAAUAAAGAAGAACUGGCCCAGCAUAAAGGAGAUGAUCCUGCACCGCUACAUAGUGUCCCGGGUGAUCUGGACUUACAUGCUGUCCAUCGCCGUCACCUACUUCAUCACCCUCUGCCUCUUCCCGGGGCUGGAGUCUGAGAUCCGCGACGACGUGCUGGGGGACUGGCUGCCCAUUCUGGUCAUGGCCAUAUUCAACAUGUCCGACUUCGUGGGGAAAAUCCUGGCGGCGUUGCCCUACGACUGGAACGGCGGGCGGCUGCUCCUGCUGUCGUGCGUGCGCGUGGUCUUCAUCCCGCUCUUCAUCAUGUGCGUGCACCCGGCCGAGAGGCCCACCCUGGGCCACCCCGCCUGGCCCUGCGUCUUCUCUCUCCUCAUGGGCGUCACCAACGGGUACUUCGGCAGUGUGCCCAUGAUCCUGGCAGCGGGGAAGGUGCCUCCCGAACAGAGGGAGCUCGCAGGGAACACAAUGACUGUGUCCUACAUGACAGGACUGAUGAUGGGGUCUGCAGUGGCUUAUUUUGCCUACACCUUCACUGCUCAUGGCUCCAUUCACCAUGUGGAAUGGUCCCACAACUUCACGACCACAGGGUACUGAACGCCACAGCGAGCCCAUCGGCGCCCUCUAGUGUCCGACCGACGAAAUGAAUAUCGCGCACCCCUUGAUAUCAAGUACAGGACAAUUGCAACGGCUGAACACGUCUGACAGAAGUCCAAAAAAUAUAUGUAUCCCACAGUGCUCAGCUCGGGCGACAGCUUCAGUUCUUCAGACCCCAAAACAACCCGUAAACAACCCGUAAACAACCCGUAAUCGACGUAACGGACGAAAGUUUGCUAUUCCGCACCAGCAGCGGGCCGUCCCUUCCAUUUGCCAUUUCCGUUUUCCUGACGCCACGUCGUGACGUCGCCCGUUCCCUCUCGUUGUCCUCGAUGUCCUUUUACGAACGAUGCUGGUCUCUCCCUCACACUAUCGGGACACUGCAGGGAGGGUCUGCAAACUACCAACGCUAACAAACCCGAACUCCCUCUGAGCCAUCUCGUUUUAGCAGUCGUUUUUUUUUAUCUGAAAGACUUUUUUGCUGGUUUGGACUUAACACUAACGCCGACACGUUACAGACAAGGAAGCGGUCUCUUGCUGAUGCGAAUUCGAUGUUGUCCACGUAUAUAUCUGUGAAUAAUAAAUACAUUUUUCUUUCCUAUGCUUUGGAGA